Molecule: messenger RNA, 329 nt
Organism: Benincasa hispida (wax gourd)
Lineage: Eukaryota; Viridiplantae; Streptophyta; Magnoliopsida; Cucurbitales; Cucurbitaceae
Product: cytochrome b-c1 complex subunit 7-2, mitochondrial-like
Biological process (GO): mitochondrial electron transport, ubiquinol to cytochrome c
Cellular component (GO): respiratory chain complex III
Source: RefSeq, a predicted model, not a curated record
AAGAAAUGAGAGAGAUCAAAAUGGCAUCCUUUUUGCAGUCCUUCAUCGACCCAAAGAAGAACUGGUUUGCUCGUCAACACAUGAAAGCGCUCACCCAACGCCUCCGUAAUUAUGGUCUUCGAUACGACGAUCUAUAUGAUCCAUAUUAUGAUAUUGAUGUGAAAGAGGCUUUGAAUCGACUCCCCAGGGAGGUUGUUGAUGCGCGCAAUCAAUGUUUGAAGCGGACCAUAGACCUUUCCAUGAAGCAUCAGUACCUUCCUGAUGAUCUUCAGGCCAUGCAAACACCAUUCAGGAGCUAUCUCCAGGAUAUGCUGGCAUUUGUUUCAUGA